This is a messenger RNA of Gopherus evgoodei (Goodes thornscrub tortoise), 4299 nucleotides long. It is a transcript of the gene FICD, whose product is annotated as FIC domain containing. Gene Ontology annotation, molecular function: protein binding. NCBI's taxonomy places the organism in Eukaryota, Metazoa, Chordata, Testudines, Testudinidae. Bases 979 to 2499 code for a protein of 506 amino acids. The record is from RefSeq and is a predicted model, not a curated record. The transcript is spliced from 3 exons.
AUUAACCCCAUUUUACAGCUCAGGAGACUCCAAGAGUUUUGUUGUGUCACAUAACCUUUCUGCGGCAGAGACAGUAACAGGGAGGGGGCAUAGCACUUCCUAGCUCCCUCACCUGGGUUGUAUCACACUUCUCUGCUGCAGUUUGUUUAGUGGCAGUGGGCUGACGAAUGCUCUGAACAGAGUCACUGCAAGACUGGAUUUAUAGAUUCCAAGGCCAAAAAGGACUAUUGAUAACCCAGGCCAGAGCCCUGCCCCACAAUGAUCCCUAGAGCGGAUCUUUAAAAAGCCAGUCCUGAUGAUUUAAAACUCGCCAGUCCUGAACUCCUGGUAAAUUGUCCCUCCCUACUAAAGCCUUACACCUUACUUCUAAUCUGAAUUUGUCCAGCUUCAGCUCGCAGCCCUGAGAUCCCAGGCAUUUUUCCCUGCCGGAGCGCAGAACCCGUCACCGAAUUUCUGUCCCCGAGGCAGCCACUUAACUGUAACCAAGUCAGCCCGGCCCUCGCUCAGCCCCCGAGCACGAGAAAAGCUCGGGAGACCCUGCCGCAGCAGGAGGCCCAGGGCGCUGGUGACUCCACCCCAGCGAGGGGCUCUCUGAAGCCCCAGCUCCCGGAGCACCAGCACGGGAAGAAGCUGGGGGUCCCUGUCCCCGCGGGUUUCUAGCUCCAGCAGAUGCCGGCGGCAGCUCCUGCUGCCAACCCACCACCAACAUGCUACCGCCGCGGCACCCAGCCCCAACGCGGCUUCUCGCCCCUGGCUUUUAAAUAGCAGCUCCCGCCCUUCACGAUCGAGCGGCCUCCUCAUUGGCUACAAGCGCUGAGACUGGCGUCAGAGCCCAGCCUAUCGCUGCUCUCCACGAGCCUCUCCGGCGCCGGAGACGUGGAGCUGAACGGGAAACACCGCCGGAAGAGAGGGCGGGGCUAGGGGAGACGGAUAGGCCGGGAGGCCAAUGAUAAGGGGAGGCCGGGAGCGGAGUAGCCAAUGGUGGUGAGCGGGGGUGGGGCAGGGCGGAGCGCGGAGACGAGCCCGGGUCGGGUGCGAUCAGGAACCGGCAGCCGGAAGCCCCGGAUGGCGCGGGGUCUGACCCAUGAGAAAGGAGAUGCUCCUUGUGUCCACCCCUGGGACCAGAUGAAUCUCUUGUCGAUGGCUGUGGUGGCGGAUCCUGAGCUGAAAUGGAUGAGUCUGUGGCUCCGUGUCAGAUGGGCAGCAGUGCUAAUGGUCCUGGUGGGCUCUCUGUUGGUGCUGUUGCUCCCACUGGCUGCAGUAGAAGAGCAGUGUCAGGCCGUGCUCAAAGGACUCUCCUUCCUGAAAAAUAAAUUGGGAGUAGGCUAUGUAGGGAUUACCAGGUACACAGGGCAGACAACUGGACUCAGUGUGACUUCAGGUAGAUUAGAGCUGAUGGUGCUGAAAUCCAAACCCUCCCCAGAAAUCAAAUUAGAAGCCAAAGCAGCUUUGAAUCAAGCCCUUGAAAUGAAACGGCAGGGGAAGCGUGAGAAAGCCCAUAAACUCUUCAUGUACGCCCUCAAGAUGGAUCCAGAUUAUGUGGAUGCUCUGAAUGAGUUUGGCAUCUUUUCUGAAGAGGAGAAAGACAUCAUUCAAGCAGACUACUUGUACUCCAAAGCACUGACCAUUUCUCCUUGUCAUGAAAAAGCUCUGAUCAAUCGGGACCGAACUCUGCCCCUGGUUGAAGAGAUAGACCAGAGAUACUUUAGCAUUAUUGACAGCAAAGUUAAAAAAGUGAUGUCAAUCCCCAAAGGCAAUUCAGCCCUGCGUCGAGUGAUGGAAGAGUCCUAUUACCACCAUAUUUAUCACACAGUUGCCAUUGAAGGGAACACAUUAACACUCUCUGAAAUCCGGCACAUCAUUGAGACCAGAUAUGCUGUUCCUGGGAAAAGUCUGGUGGAGCAGAAUGAAGUCAUUGGUAUGCAUGCUGCUAUGAAAUAUGUAAAUACCACUCUGGUAUCCCGAAUAGGCUCCGUAACCACCAGCGACAUUUUGGAGAUACACAGGAGAGUGCUGGGCUAUGUGGACCCGGUGGAAGCUGGGAGGUUUAGGACUACCCAGGUGUUUGUAGGACAUCAUAUCCCACCCCAUCCUCAAGAUGUUGAAAAACAGAUGCAGGAGUUUGUACAGUGGAUCAACUCCGAAGAUGCCAUGAGCUUACACCCUGUGGAAUUUGCUGCCUUAGCCCAUUAUAAACUGGUCUAUAUACACCCAUUUGUAGAUGGCAAUGGAAGGACUUCACGCCUGUUAAUGAAUCUCAUACUAAUGCAGGCAGGCUAUCCACCCAUCACAAUCCGUAAGGAGCAAAGGGCAGAGUAUUAUCAUGUCUUAGAAGCAGCCAAUGAAGGAGAUGUGAGACCUUUCAUACGCUUCAUUGCAAAAUGUACUGAGACCACUUUAGAUAUGCUGCUUAUUGCCACAACAGAAUAUUCAGUUGGUUUACCUGAGGCUGAUGGCAGCACUGCUCGAUACAAGCAAACUAUUCCAGUCAAAACUUGAAUGUUAUGAUGAUCCAAUGACAAAAUGAAUGUGUUGAGUAAUAGAAAGCUUCUCAGCGUUCCUGUUGAGAAACUCCUCCACUAGAGGAGAAAAUCACUCUUAGCAUUUCAUUUAUUUAAAGUUUAGUAAAUUAAUAUACUUUUUUAUAUCUAUUAUCCUUAUGCCAAGCUAAACUGUGAAGCGUUAGUGUUGAAUGUGCACUAGGUCCAGCUUGUGUUACUGGAGGGGAAAGGAGAAAGAAAUCCAAAGUGAGGUCAAUUUGCAAGUGUGAUCCAAGCUGUAGUAAAACUGAUUGAAUUACUUUCUACAAUCCUCUACGAGAUGGCUUCCUAAAGCCAACACCUUGUAAUUGCCUCGAUGCCAAGUCUAUCUUCAUUUGUAUCGUACAGGGAAGGCACGAGCACUCUCUCUAAAAGUCACUGGUGGGGGGGGCUAGUAUUUUAUUGUAUUGCUGCCAUUAUCUUAUUUCGCUUUCCAACAGAACCCCUUCAGCCAGUGUUGUAGCACUUUAUUUAAAAGCUCUUUAGCAGAAUUAUUUUACAAUUGUCCAAAGGCUCAAGAUCUCCUUUCCUCCCUCACCCCACUGCCAAUGUGCCAUACUGCUCUCUAGGUAGCUAAUCUACUUUUGUUAAAAAUAACAUCUAAAAUUAGGGCUGCUUUUUUUUUUUAAAUUUUGUAUGUGCUGCCAUACUUUGUAUGGUGUGAGUUCCCUUUGUUUGGGUGAGUUUUAUGCAGCAAUGGGUGGGGGGUACAUUUUUUAAAGUUGGUUUGAGACCACUGUCCAGGGGAUUCAGGAGCAGCUGAACAACCCAUCUGUCCAAAUUUAAUUCAACUGGAUUGCAAGUUGAUUUUUUACAUUGUGUAUAAGGACCCGGUACUGCCUCCUGCAGCUUAGUAAGGACAGUAGCUUACCUAAUUCUGUAAGCAGCAGUUGUCAUGCCAUAGAAAGUGCCUCUUGCAAUGAACACUCCAGUUACAUGUUUGAAAAUAGGUAGCUUCUGCAAAACCAUGGGAAAUAAGUGUUCCUAUACAUGCUAGGAUUCAAGAUCCAACUCCACCAUUUGAGUAGAAAUAGUCUACAUCCCAGUUAAUGCAUUUUCAUCUUCAAAUGGUGUAAGAGGCUACCAGCCCUGACUGAUAGCUUUAACAAUUUCUAGAUCUCUUGCCUGCUACUGUGGGUGAGCUAUAUAUGUCAUCUCAACAGCAGGGAGAGGGCCACUUUCUGAUGCUAUAAUUUUGCAAGUACUCAGAAGCACAUCACAAACAAUGGCUUGCACUUAAGUUCCAGUAAAUUCUAAUACUAGAUUCCAGUUACUGUUUGUGUAAAUGCUUAAGCUGGCAAUAGCCAAUGAAACAAUGUCCAUAUACUACCAUGUUCUCAUCCCUGCUCUUGCUUUGAUAAAAAAAAAUUUGAAGCUUAUGACAGUAGCUCCUCAGACCCCUUGCCGCUAGUUAGGUGUUAGCAUGACAAAAAAAACGGUAGCAAACUGAAAAUAUAACAGCCCAAUGCAUCCUAGUUGAAUUACCUACAGCAGCAUCCUGAAUCUGAGAAUGCAAUAAGAUCUUUCCAGAGCUCACUAAUUGAUGGGUAUCAUAUAACCACUCCAUUUCUGAAGUCACAAAUAGCAGCUUGUAAUUGUUAUGCUACCUAGCUGUUUACUAUACACAAUUUCCCCCACUCUCUGACAAGUAUCAUUUCUUACUUAGAGGCCUGACAUGAAUCCUAUUUAAUAUCAAGUUUCAUAAUAAAACCAGGAUACCAAUAAAGUAUCAAAAUAUGGUGUUGCCUGUUAGCUCUCA